CCUUCGUUUCGUGUAUAUAAAGGCAGAGGGAUUCUUGGCUCAGUGCAGUUGGGUCUUCGAUCAGGAAAACAACAUGAGGGUUCUGGUUCUUCUGGCAGUGUUGGGAGUGUGCUCGGCUGUCCCCUUCAUCCAGGACACGCCCGAAGUGCAGGCUGAGAAAGCACUUCUUCCAGAGCUUCCGUGCUGCUCAGGUUGCUGCCACUCCCCAGCAGGCCAUCCACCGCCCCGCCCGCCGCCCACCGCCCCUCGCCCGCCGCCCAGCCCCAGUGGUAUGGACCCGUGGCUGCCACCGUCCCCGCCGGCGUCGACGGCACCAUCACCCCCGUGGGCGACACCCACGAGGUGGCUGCCGCCCGCACCGCCUUCCUCAACGCCUACAACGCCCAGGUCAGGGCCACAGCUGGUGCAGCGCCUGCCGUUCCCCUCCUUCGCCCCGGCCUACAGCCCUGCUCCAGCGGUUCGUGCCGCCCCAGUCCAGCCCAAGUGGACCGGCCCCGUGGCAGCCACCGUCCCCGCCGGACUCCCAGGCUCCGCCCCCCAGGUCGCCGACACCCCCGAAGUCGCCGCCGCCAAGCAGGAGUUCUUCAACACGUUCCAGAGGCAGGCGGCAGCUGCGGCGCCUCCAUCGAGGAACUACUUUUAGACUACUUUGUGAUCUUCAAACCAAAACAUUACCAAAGCGAUCGAGGGAAUAAAGUUGAUUCAUCUAUUCUAAAAA
Molecule: messenger RNA, 718 nt
Organism: Penaeus vannamei (Pacific white shrimp)
Lineage: Eukaryota; Metazoa; Arthropoda; Malacostraca; Decapoda; Penaeidae
Source: RefSeq, a predicted model, not a curated record